AUGAGUUACACUUUAUCGCCGGGCGCCGUCCCUGAUGUCGAACCACAGCUUGACGUUCCCGACGAGUGGCGCCAGAAUCUCAGCGUGCGCAUGGUCUGCCCUGAUUGCAAGGAGGACCCUCCCAACCUUGUCGAAGACCCUCAGGCUGCCGAUGUCAUCUGUGAAGACUGUGGCAUGGUUCUCUCGCAACGUGGUAUCGAUCAGCGUGCCGAAUGGCGUACUUUCGCAAAUGACGACCAAGGCAACGAUGACCCUUCGCGUGUCGGUGACGGUCCCAAUCUUCUGCUGAACGGCAGUCAGCUGCAGACCAACAUUGCCUUUGGCGAUGGCUCGUUGAGAAGCAAAGAGCUCCACCGCGCACAAAGCAAGGCCAACCUUGACAAGGGAAACAAAAACCUGCUGCAAGCCUUUAAGCAGAUUGGUGCUUACUGCGACUCUUAUGAUCUUCCCAACGUCGUUGCCGAUGCUGCCAAGCACAUUUUCAAAGACGCAGAAGACUCGAAAAACUUCAAAGGCAAGUCGACCGAGGCCAUCAUUGCCGGCUGCAUCUUCAUUGCAUGUCGCCGCAACAAAGUCCCUCGUACUUUCCGUGAAAUCUAUGACAUGACCCAUGUCUCCAAGAAAGAGAUUGGGAGAACCUUCAAGCUGCUCGAGUCAAUGCUCGCCAAGCAAGAAAGGCAAUCUGGAGGCAAGGCCAAAGUCAUGGGCAACGGUGUUGUGGGCAUCCACGAAGCAUACCAAGGGACUGUUACUACCAACCCCGACGAACUCUGCAGUCGUUUCUGUGCCCAACUCGGCAUGGACUUUGCCACCACCGAAGUCGCCAAGAGCCUCGCUUUGGGAAUGGCGAGUAUUGGUGCUCUUGCUGGUCGUUCGCCUCUAUCUGGGGCUGCCGCAUGUAUUUACAUGGCCAGCUUGCUCAUGGAUCAAGUCAGGUCCCCCAAGGCCAUCGGAGAAGUUGCAAAAGUUAGUGACAGCACGAUCCGCAGCGCCUACAAGAGCCUGUACGCAGAGAAAGAGACUCUACUUUCCGAGGACAUUCUCAAGAGAGGCGCUGAUGUGGACAAACUGCUCAAACCCACCAACUGA
Molecule: messenger RNA, 1089 nt
Organism: Aureobasidium namibiae CBS 147.97
Lineage: Eukaryota; Fungi; Ascomycota; Dothideomycetes; Dothideales; Saccotheciaceae
Product: TFIIB-domain-containing protein
Exons: 1
Coding region: 1-1089 (362 amino acids)
Biological process (GO): transcription initiation at RNA polymerase II promoter; transcription preinitiation complex assembly
Cellular component (GO): nucleus; transcription preinitiation complex
Molecular function (GO): TBP-class protein binding; RNA polymerase II general transcription initiation factor activity
Source: RefSeq, a predicted model, not a curated record